Molecule: messenger RNA, 630 nt
Organism: Penicillium vulpinum
Lineage: Eukaryota; Fungi; Ascomycota; Eurotiomycetes; Eurotiales; Aspergillaceae
Product: anthrone oxygenase family protein
Exons: 2
Coding region: 1-630 (209 amino acids)
Source: RefSeq, a predicted model, not a curated record
AUGGCCACUGACGUGAGAAUCGCUCAGGCAAUAGGGACACUUGGCUGCGCACUGGCAGCAAGCGGCAUUGCUACAUUGUCAAUAAUGAGCAUUCCCAAUAUCAUUAUUCCAGCUCGUCGUCCACCCGGAGCGACACUGCCAUUCCAGGAUACCCCAGAAACCCCGACCGCUCACUUGACACACCAGUGGUUGGAUCUGUAUACUCGUGGCAGCAAGAUUUUCCCCGGUAUAUCCGCAGUAUCUUCACUUGCAAACCUUUAUGCGCUCUGGACAUUGCAGAACUCUCCUACCCCUGGCCCGGAUAUUCUUGGUCUUGGGUCCAGCUGGUCCACAUGCUAUCUGCUUGCUGUUGGGGUUACGAUGAGCAUUGUACCUUUUACUCUUACGGCUAUGAAGAAGACGAAUGCCAAAUUGAAGGCUCAUGCAACACGUGGUGAUGCGGCCGACGCCGAGGGUUCUGAGAGCAUGGUGGUUAGUCCGCAGGAGAAGGCCAAGCAAGCCAGGGAGGAUAGCGAGGUGCUUGAACUUUUACAGCGUUGGUCGAAGUUGAACUUGAUCAGAGCUACGCUUCCACUUAUCGGGGCUGGUAUUGGGUUCUAUGCUGCGGUCUCCAGCUGGACAAUUCCUUAA